Molecule: messenger RNA, 860 nt
Organism: Plectropomus leopardus (leopard coralgrouper)
Lineage: Eukaryota; Metazoa; Chordata; Actinopteri; Perciformes; Serranidae
Product: T-cell surface glycoprotein CD3 zeta chain-like
Source: RefSeq, a predicted model, not a curated record
UGAGAGUUAAUGUGGGUGUUGAAGGAUAUGCCAUGCUUGAAGUUCAGAAAGCUGACGUCUCAGUCCAUCGGCACGUAGUCCGUUCAGCCACUUCCUCUGAACGCAGAGUGAGGCAACCAGAAACAAGCAGGAGAGACAGACAGAAAAGCUCCAUUCAGACAGACAGAGAGACGAGGAGGGAGAGUCAUGAAUUCACAGAGGACAGGUGUGUUUGUGCUGUUCGUGCUCCUGGCGCCUGUUUCCGCCCAAGAAAUUUUUUUCACUCACCCGGUCAUCUGCUACUUCCUGGAUGCGUUCCUGGUUGUUUACUGCAUCACUGCCACGGCGCUCUUCUUCAAAGAAAAGUUUUCCUCCGUCCCAUCUGGUAGAGCGCCAGCAGAUGAUGGAGGCAUUUACCAGGAGCUCACCAGACCGGCGGAUACUGAUACGUACCAUGUGCUUGAACUGUCGAAAGGAAAAAAAAAAGGCAAGAAAAAGAAAUCUGAGUCGACCUCAGCUGAGGAGAAGGACAAAGAUCCCUAUGAGUCUCUGAUCCCCAACGGCUCGGCUCCACCGCCUCAAUCCCCCCAGUGAAGUCCAUCACGGUCAAGAGCAGCAGGCGGGGAAAAGUUCCAUUGAAGGGGCCCUCACCAAAUCUACCUUACUCAUAUCAAUGCAUGUGCAUGCGCCGUCUCUCCCACUACACACAUAUUGUUACAUUUUUGUUUUGUUUUUGUGAACUUGGACAUUGAUAUCAAACAGUCCAAAAAAACAGUUAUAUCAUUCACAUAAGCUAAGAUGAAUGAGGGCAGCAAUCAAACAAAUGAAAUGAAAUGUAAAAUCUGACAACUGGAUUUUAUCCUGAAUAAUCUUGGAAACUG